Messenger RNA from Gasterosteus aculeatus aculeatus (three-spined stickleback), 1465 nucleotides. Its product is annotated as rho-related GTP-binding protein RhoV. Lineage: Eukaryota; Metazoa; Chordata; Actinopteri; Perciformes; Gasterosteidae. The record is from RefSeq and is a predicted model, not a curated record. Gene Ontology annotation, molecular function: GTP binding; GTPase activity. Gene Ontology annotation, biological process: small GTPase-mediated signal transduction.
AAGUCAUUUCCGAGGCAACAUCCUCCUCUAGGGAUCAGCAAUUGUAUUACACUCAACUAUUGAAUAGCAAAGUAGCCCAAUUUAAUGAGCGCACAUGCAAAUAUAAAUGCAGCACCAGCUUUUAUGAAUCAGUAACAUACAAAUGACACAGUUAUUACACAGCAGUGUAUUUAAGCAAUAUACAUAUAUAUAUUCUACUUAUUAAACUCACUUUAGUUAACUAACAACAUACUUACAUAUUGUGAAACUAGUUCACAAGGUAUAUUAUUAAGCUCAUUAAUAUGGCGGGUGAGAGUUGCAGUCAGGCCUGUUGGUGGGCGGGACUAUGUUAAUCAGCAUCAAAUGGAAACAGACUAUCUUCUGGGGAGUCUCUCGUCUGAUUGGGUGCCUUUGUUCUUUCAAAAUCGAGGGGUCCUUUCUCCUUUACUGGCCCCAACUGGCCCCUGCGGGAGAGGACGCGUCUUUUACAGUAACUCCUGCUCGGAAACAUGGAGUAGCUUGAACACACGUGGAAAGAUGGCCUGUCAGAGGUUUGAUAAACCCAGCCGGCUGAGGGAGGAGCUGAGCUGCAUGCUGGUCGGUGACGGAGCGGUUGGGAAGACCAGCAUGAUCAUCAGUUACAUCUUCAACGGAUACAACAGCGAUUACAGACGGACGGCGUUUGAUGUUUUCACUGGUGUGGUUCACGUGGACGGCGUUCCAACUCGUAUCAAGCUGAUAGAUACUGCAGGACAGGAGGAGUUUGGUCAUCUUCGCUCUCUAUGCCACGCCCACGUGGACGUCUUCGUCCUCUGCUUCAGCCUGGUCCACCCCGUCUCCUUGGACAACGUCACCUCUAAAUGGAUCCCGCAGAUCCGAGCCGACAACAGAACCUCUCCCGUCCUCCUGGUUGGGACUCAGUCAGACCUUUGCCACGACGCGGACGUCCUCGUUCGCCUGGACCAGCGGAGCGCCAAGCCAGUGGACGCCAGCCGGGCCACAAAGGUGGCACGCAGGAUCAGAGCUCAGGGCUACGUGGAGUGUUCUGCUCUCACGCAGCACAACCUCAAAGACGUGUUCGACCGGGCCAUACGCGCCGCCAUCAAGCACCAGCACACCGCGGGUAGAGCGUCCACGCGGCUCGGCCUGCACAAACGCUUCAAGACGUUUUGUGAUUCCGGAUGGAGGAAAAUCUUUAGAUUAAUCUGAUUUGUGGGGGUCAAAGAGUGGAUUGUUUUUACGCUGCUAAAUGGACACAGCUCGUCUGGGGAGUCUCAUGACACACUGUGCAUUCUUCUCAAACAUUCUCCACAGUGUGAAUUUUGUGCAAUGAAACACUUAAUGAUCAUCGACAGCCUGCGUUGACAUUCAUUGAAAUGUGACAAUCUUCAUGCGAGGCCACAUCCUGCUUAUCAAGUCUUCUCCGUCCUGUCGUUGAUGUUUUAUUUGUUUGUAAUUUAAGGUUUGUAAUAAAUGCACCAUACAA